AUUGGAAAUGUACAUAAAACCUUAUGUAAUGGUUGGUUUGUAAGAACCACAUUUGUCGUCCCGAUUCUGUGUGCUGUGCAAAAAUUACAAUGUCCUUUAGCAGAGUAAUCGUACGAUCAUUUUCUAACAGCUCUGCUGUUCAACAAAUGGUUAAGCCUCCAAUUCAAGUAUUUGGAUUAGAAGGAAGAUAUGCCACAGCACUUUAUUCUGCAGCAUCAAAACAGAAGACAUUGAGUACUGUUGAAAAAGAUCUCAUCAAGUUCCAAGAUCUUAUGAAGACAGAUCAGAAGUUGCAUGAAUUCGUGAAGAAUCCGUCAAUAAGACGAAAAGACAAAGUGGAAGCACUAAAGGCAAUCUGUGGAAAAAUUAACGUGUCCAAGGAAACAGGAAACCUUCUAACUUUGCUAGCAGAGAAUGGCCGACUUCCACAACUAAACACUAUAAUUAAUACAUUCAAAAUAUUAAUGACUGCUAGCAGAGGUGAAGUAAUUUGCGAAGUAACCACUGCCAAACCACUCGAUGCUGAUAUAAAAUCGAAGUUGGAAGGGGCAUUAAAGGGAUUCGUAAAGAAAGGUCAAACUAUCUUGCUUACUACAAAAGUUGAUCCUACCAUUCUUGGUGGUAUGAUCGUAGUAGUUGGUGAUAAAUACGUAGACUUGAGCGUCGCCACGAAAGUAAAAAAAUAUACUGAAAUUAUUGCUGGUACAGUAUAAGUAACUUUUUAUAACGUUCAGUAAAAUGAGCAAGGAUGAAGUACUCAUAUAGCUGAUGACAUGUAUGUCAUUAAAUAAUAAAUUAUUCCAGUCCUGUUAUUCCUAUUAA
Molecule: messenger RNA, 822 nt
Organism: Ceratina calcarata
Lineage: Eukaryota; Metazoa; Arthropoda; Insecta; Hymenoptera; Apidae
Gene: ATPsynO
Product: ATP synthase subunit O, mitochondrial
Exons: 4
Coding region: 90-713 (207 amino acids)
Biological process (GO): proton motive force-driven ATP synthesis
Molecular function (GO): proton-transporting ATP synthase activity, rotational mechanism
Source: RefSeq, a predicted model, not a curated record